Messenger RNA from Paramecium sonneborni, 1490 nucleotides. Lineage: Eukaryota; Ciliophora; Oligohymenophorea; Peniculida; Parameciidae. The record is from the annotation of a GenBank genome assembly.
AUGAAAUUAGUUAUCCCUAAUAUGAUUUGGCAUGGAGAAAAAGAAAGAAUUAUGGCAAUUGCUAUUCAUCCAUAAUAAAAUCUAUUACUUACAGGAGGUUCUGAUUCUAGGAUUGCAGAAAAAGAUAAUUUAAGUGAAGAUGUUGGAGUCAUUAAAAUGUGGACAAUUUUAGAAAAUUCUAGUAAAAUAGUUGAGUUUGUUGGAGCUAUUAAUUAUGGACAUGAAUAAACUGUUAAUUGUCUUAAAUUUUCACCUAAUGGUAAAAAUUUUGCAUCUGGUUCUGAUGAUUAUAAAAUUAUAAUUUGGAAUUAAUAGGUCAGAUAAACAUUUGGUUAAACUGAACCUAAAUUAUAAUGGUGGCCUUUAACAGUUUUAACUGGUCAUUGGAAAGAAAUCUAUGAUUUAUAAUGGUCAAAAAAUGGUGAAAUUUUAAUCUCUGGAGGUUUAGAUAAAUAGGUUAUUGUCUGGAAUAUUAAGAAAUAAAAACAAUUAUAAACUUUGGAUGGACAUACAUCAUAUGUUUAAGGAGUCACUAUUGAUCCAAGACUUAGAACUAUAGUCUCAUUAAGUUAAGAUAGAACUGCUAGAAUUUGGAGAAUAAUGAAAUCACAAAGAAAAAAUUUUAAUAAUCUAUAAUUUUAUUAAUAAUGGGUUUUAAGAAAAUUUGACUAAGUUUAAAAAACUGAUUCAUAAUAAUAAUCUAAUUUAUAAGAGUAAUAAUAAUAAUAAUAAUAAUAAUAAUAAUAAGAUGAAAAAAAAUAAAAUGGAAUCUUUUUAGGUGAAACUAGUUUAUUCACAUUUGUUAGAAGACCAGAUUGGAGUCCUGAUGGAUCAUUUUAUAUUUUACCUGCUGCUGAAUUUUGGGUUGAUAAUAAACCUAUUAUGGGAGCUUAUGGAUUCUUAAGAUAAUCUCCUCAUGUUCCUUGCUUCUUUUUACCUACUAAUACUCCUGCCUUAGUUAUACGAUUUUGUCAUAAAUAUUUUAAUAGAAAUCAAGAUAUUCAAUAACCUUUGAUAGAAUUACCAUAUAAAAUGAUUUUUGCAAUAGGAACAAUUGAUUCUUUAUUACUUUAUUCAACUGAUAGUCCUACUCCUAUUGCUAUCUUUGGAAAUCUUCAUUAUGCAUCUAUUACAGAUAUUUGUUUUAGAGGUAUAAAUUAUAAUUAUUAAACUAAGGUUCCAAUUUAAUUGCUAUAAGUUCUUGUGAUGGAUUUUGUUCUUUUGUUUAAAUUGAAGAAGGAUAUUUUGGAUCAGAAGUUCCUUUUGAAUGUAUUUAUAUUAUUAUAUAAAUAGAACUUCCUGAAUAUGUCAGAAGUUUAUACAAUAAUGAUAAAAUUGAGGAAGAAGAUCCUUCAAAAAAAAAUGAAGAAUCUAAAAAACAAGAUUUUGUUACCGAAUAACGAAUUGAGUUUAAAGAAACUUCAGAUGGAAAAAAGAAAAAAGUUAUUAUACCUAAAACUUUGAUAUUAGAUUAAUUGAAUUAGAAAUGA